This is a messenger RNA of Oncorhynchus keta (chum salmon), 2331 nucleotides long. Its product is annotated as neurofilament heavy polypeptide-like. The transcript is spliced from 5 exons. Bases 1 to 729 code for a protein of 242 amino acids. NCBI's taxonomy places the organism in Eukaryota, Metazoa, Chordata, Actinopteri, Salmoniformes, Salmonidae. The record is from RefSeq and is a predicted model, not a curated record.
AUGGGGAUCAGGCAUCAGUCCAGCGGGCGUCAUGGGGAUCAGGCAUCAGUCCAGCGGGCAUCAUGGGCCCCUGACAGAAGCCAAGCUGACCUUGCAGAACCUGCAUCUGGAUCAGAUGCAGCAAGCUCAGUCAACCAACUCAAGGAGAGGCAGUGGGUGGAAAACCUGCUGAAGGGGCAGUUAGACUCGAAGAAGAAGAAUGUGGAGGAGAUGGAGGCAGAGGUGAAGAAACUGACGGAAGAGGAGGGGAAGAAGAAGACUGAGGUCGAGGCCUGCCAGGCAGAGAAGAAACAAAAGGAGGAAGUACUUGCACCCAUACAAAAGGAGCAGAGUGAUAUUGAAGUGACGUUCAAAACUGAAAAGGAGGCUUGGACUGGGGAGAUCACCACACUCAAACAGCAGUUGGAGCAGAGGAGCAAAGUGUGUGGUUUUGUAAAGGACUCAACAGAUACAGCGAAAUUAUGUCCACCCAAAGAAGGAGCAGCAAAAGCUGAAGCGGCCCCUGUAAAAGCUGAAGCGGCCCCUGUAAAAGCUGAAGCGGCCCCUGUAAAAGCUGAAGUGGCCCCUGUAAAAGCUGAAGCGGCCCCUGUAAAAGCUGAAGCUGCCCCUCUAAAAGCUGAAGCGGCCCCUGUAAAAGCUGAAGCGGCCCUUGUAAAAGCUGAAGCGGCCCCUGUAAAAGCUGAAGCGGCCCCUGUAAAAGCUGAAGCGGCCCCUGUAAAAGCUGAAUAGGCCGCUGUACAAGGUGAACCUGCAUCUGUAAAAGUUGAAGCAGCCGCUGUUUAAAGCUGAAGAGGUCACUGCACAAGCUGAAGCCGACCCUGCUCCAAAGCGCUAAACGGCUAAAAUUCUCUCAGAAUAACAUUAAUAGUGUGUAGUCUUUCAUUCAUGAUGCACAGUCAUAUAUAUGUAUUUUGUUUGUGGGUAAUCUUGGCAACCCAGAAACGAAAAUCUAAUAAAAAAAAAAACACAAUUUAUGUAAUUUAGUCUGUCCACAAGAGAUUAGGUUGUGGGCAUUGUCAAUGUGUCAUUUUGGCACACUUCUAGAAGCCUAAGAAACAUUUCCAAACUGGCAGUAACUACAGUGCAAAAGAAACAGAAAUUACAUUUUAUUUAUUUUAUUUCACCUUUAUUUAACCAGGUAAACUAGUUGAGAACAAGUUCUCAUUUGCAACUGCGACCUGGCCAAGAUAAAGCAUAGCAGUUCGACACAUAUCAAACCACUCAACCAAAUUUAAGGUUUCAGAUGAGCUGUCAUUCCAAUUCGUCCCUUACACAUUGUAAAAUUAAUGAUACACUCUACCAACCACAUUGGACUUAAAUUGGUACAGCAUUCUCACUCACGGAUGCAACAAAUAGAGCCUCUUACAAGGCACGUCUCAAAAUAUGUUAAUGAGACAGAAACAACAAUUCCAUGCACCCAUUAGUGGUCAAAAGUUUUUGGCGGACCAAAGAUACGGUGACAUUAUGCAUUACAAUAGUAAUUAUAUUUAUGUUGUAAAUUGCUGUUUUUUAAUACUAUAGAUAUGGAUAACAUGGGUUAGGCCUAUCAAAACAUGCACCACCUACACACGCAGCAACGAGAAUGGCAUUUCAUCUAAAUAUACAUUUUCAAUCAUUUACCACCCGUUAGAGCGGGGUACCACCAGUAUAAUAUAAUGUAGCGACCCGCACAGACAGCUGUGUGUUAUGUGUUAGGCUAGGAGGUGGUUGGUUGUGUUGUACUGACCAGUACCCGGUGUUCGCGGGGUCCGACCUGUCAAUCAACCUGCUAUCUGACAAUCACGGGAAUGCCUGGAAUGUUCUGAUGCCGGGCAUCCUGGUGGUUGGCGGAGUGGCGUGGAGGGGGGUUGGGCAGGGGGGUGGAGCAUUGGAAGUUAAGACCAGGUUCAGCCUUUGUUCUCUCUCUCUUACGUCUGGGUUUCACAAGAGAAGGUCACGAUUGGCUUGUGGGUUAUCUGUCAUCUAUUUGGCGUGUGCUAUGGCCCAAACAGUAGCCUGUGUAAAGUUGGUGUAAUAAACCGUCAAUUCGUAAACUCAAGCCUCUGUCUGGACAAUUGUUCAUUUAUGAUCUAGUCAGGUCAUUACAAUAAUGUAGGCUAUUUCACAGAACAGACCAAGUGGAUACUAAAUAAGGUGCCAUUCAAUGCAACUUCAUAUUUUUUUGACAGGGCAGGAUUAGAUUUUCGUCACCUGCGAAAGGCAUUGUCAUUUUCAGAAUGCGGUUGGGUCGCUCCCGCUCAUUAACCUUACAGCAGGGUAGUAAUGUCAUUAUGACUCACAGACAUUCUUCAAGGGAUAAUCCACCCAGGACCACUAAUUAUUAUGAUUGAC